AUGACUUCUUCAUUAGAAUUUGGCGGUUCUGCGAGAACGGAAUUAGAAACACCAACACCAAGAUACGAAAGAACGCAGCAACAACCUGAAAACCCUUUUGCAUCUCUCAUACCCGACCAAACUAUCGCGAUAAUCCCAUCCUUCACUUUAGAGUCUGGCGAAACUUUACACAAUAUCCCCUUGGCAUAUAGUACCAGAGGAAAGCUUUCACCCAAUCGCGACAAUGCCAUGGUCAUCUGCCAUGCGUUGACGGGCAGUGCGGAUGUCAGCGACUGGUGGGGCCCUCUUCUCGGCGGACCUGGCAGAGCCUUUGAUAUAUCCAGAUUCUUUGUGAUAUGCAUGAAUAGUUUGGGAAGCCCGUACGGAAGUGCAAGUCCAGUCACUUGCAAGAAUGGAGAUCCAAACAAUGAGAGAUAUGGUCCCGAGUUCCCUUUGACUACUAUCCGAGAUGACGUCAAUGUUCAUAAGCUUCUUCUAGAUGACUUGGGAGUUCGACAAGUGGCAGCUGUUGUAGGAGGAUCUAUGGGAGGCAUGUUAGUUUUGGAAUGGGCAUACUUCGGCAAGGACUACGUUCGAUCUAUUGUUCCAAUUGCAACAUCCAGCCGACAUAGCGCAUGGGGUAUCAGUUGGGGAGAAGCCCAAAGACAAAGCAUUUAUGCGGAUCCCAAAUACGAUGACGGCUAUUACCCAUUUUCGAACCCUCCAACAGCAGGUCUCGGUGCGGCACGCAUGUCUGCGUUGCUCACAUAUAGAAGUCGGAAUUCAUUCGAGGCAAGGUUUGGACGGAACAUACCCGAUGCUUCCAAGAAACAGACCAUUAGCGAAGGCCAGCAGCCCACUACAGCAUCGGAUAUAAACCGAGCAAUUCAUAAUGAUGGACACAGACAAACAAGGUCACCAAUAACUUCGAGGUCUGGAAGUUCCGCUGCACUUUCAACUAUGGUCAGUGAAAAUAUAACCGCAAAUGGUGGUAAUCCGGCAAACUUCACAGACCCCCAAUUCCAUGGCGCAACUCCCUCCUCAUCCCCACCACCAGAGCGCGCCCCGCUUCCCAAGCGCAAAUCGACUUCUCACUACUUCUCUGCGCAGUCAUAUCUUCGUUACCAAGGUGAGAAGUUUGUCAAGCGUUUUGAUGGAAAUUGUUAUAUUGCCAUAACUCGCAAACUUGAUACCCAUGAUGUUUCCAGAUAUCGAGUUUCAGCAGAUUCACAGGAUCCUAUUGCUGAAGCUCUUUCACAAAUUCAACAACCAACCUUGGUACUCGGUAUUGAAAGUGAUGGACUUUUCACAUUUGAUGAACAAAAGGAGAUUGCAGCUUCCGUUCCAAAUGCACGUCUCAAGAAGAUUGAAUCUCCUGAAGGUCAUGAUGCAUUCUUACUACAGUUUGAACAAGUCAACCAGCACAUUCUAGAUUUCUUGAAUGAAGUGUUACCCGAUAUCAUGGAAGCGCCUGGCAUUGAAGGAGUAGAAGCUGAAGAUGGAGUAGGGGCUGUCACAAGGAGCAGUACUUUUGGAGAGGCGGAAGUGGAUGAUAUUACAGCAUGGUAA
This is a messenger RNA of Sclerotinia borealis F-4128, 1548 nucleotides long. The record is from the annotation of a GenBank genome assembly. NCBI's taxonomy places the organism in Eukaryota, Fungi, Ascomycota, Leotiomycetes, Helotiales, Sclerotiniaceae.